Messenger RNA from Trichoderma virens Gv29-8, 1440 nucleotides. RefSeq lists its product as uncharacterized. Lineage: Eukaryota; Fungi; Ascomycota; Sordariomycetes; Hypocreales; Hypocreaceae. Gene Ontology annotation, biological process: transmembrane transport. Gene Ontology annotation, molecular function: transmembrane transporter activity. The transcript has 4 exons. The record is from RefSeq and is a predicted model, not a curated record. Gene Ontology annotation, cellular component: membrane. Bases 1 to 1440 code for a protein of 479 amino acids.
AUGGCAACAUCUACCGUCACCGAGACUCUUCACACAACAGAAGAGAUUCCGCUUAGCGUUUUCCCACCAAAAGCAGUCUUGAAAGGCAGCAAUGACUCUGAGAAACCGUUUGUAGAUGCGCCGAUUCUCGAGCCGGCCAUCGCAAGUGAUGAUUCUACAGCUCCUGAAGACGCCUUUGAGGCCAAGGUGAAGUGGAACUCGCCGCCUAUCAACAAGUAUCGUGUCCUUUGUACUUUUUGGUCCUUUUUCGUUCUGGGCAUGAAUGAUGGCUCCUAUGGUCUGGAGGAGUAUUACCAUUUAACCUACACAGUCGUCUCGCUCAUCUUUCUUUCCCCGUUCGCUGGCUACACCUUGGCCGCAUUGGUCAACAGCGCGAUACAUAUUCGUCUAGGCCAACGUGGCGUGAGCAUGAUAGCGCCGCUAUUUCGUCUCGUCCCCUAUCUUGUCAUAACCUUUCAUCCACCGUACCCAGUCCUCGUUGUGAUGUACAUCUUGGUUGGUUUCGGCAAUGGAGUUGUAGACGCAGCCUGGAGCGCCUGGAUCGGCAACAUGGCCAACUCGCACGAAAUCUCUGGCGUCUUGCAGGCCUGUUACGCUCUGGGGGCGACGGUAGCUCCCCUGAUUACUACCGCCAUCAGCUCGCAUGGUCGCGGCGGUUGGUGGACGUUUUACUACAUCAUGGUUAGUGUCUCGGCACUUGAGCUUGGCACCAGCACAACCACGUUCUGGACGCAGACAGGUGCAGUAUACUUGAGUGAAAACCCACACCAAAAGGCCGGCGAGGCUGCCACGUCGGGACGAACACGAGAGGCGCUGAAGAACAACCUGACCUGGUUCUUUUCUCUCUUUAUCUUCUUGUAUGUUGGUACCGAGGUCUCUAUUGGCGGUUGGAUCGUCGUUUUCAUGACCAAAGUUCGCAACGCUACUCCGUUCGCUGGCAGUGCCACAGCAACAGGAUUCUGGGGCGGCAUGACUGUUGGGCGUCUUGUGCUGGGCUUCGUCACCUCCCGACUCGGUGGCUUUCGGGCUAUGCUUCUGUACCUUGGACUGGCCAUUGCCAUAGAGCUAGUAUUUUGGCUCGUCCCGAAUAUGGUUGUGACUGCUGUUGCAUCUGCGUUGCUGGGCAUGAUUUUGGGACCCAUCUACCCUACGGCAGUGGUGCUCAUGACCAAGGUGCUGCCGCGCUCUCUUCAUAUCAGUGCUAUUGGAUUUGCAACAGCCAUUGGAGGUUCUGGCUCAGCCGCCUUGCCAUUCGCAGUCGGUGCCAUCGCACAAGCAAAGGGUGUCAAGACACUACAGCCCAUCGUCCUUGCAUCGUGUGUCGUGAUGCUGAUUGUUUGGCUGUUCCUGCAGCAGCAUCGGCCAAAGGAUAAGGAGGAGGGCUUCAGCAUGGCCGUGUUCAAGCGGAUGGGCGAGCGGGUGCAAAAGUUGUUUAAAUAA